GGGAAAUAACUUAAGUCUUCAACUGGAGUGGACAACAGAGGAGAAAUGAAGGUGGUAACGUGUGAGAUUGCAUGGCACAAUAAGGAGCCAGUGUACAGUCUGGACUUUCAGCACAGCUCUGAUGGACGCAUUCAUCGACUGGCCACGGCUGGAGUAGACACCACCGUCAGGCUGUGGAGGGUAGACGUGGGUGCAGAUGGAAAGGCAGCGGUGGAUUUUCUGUCUAAUCUGGCUAGACACACCAAGGCUGUCAAUGUCGUGCGCUUUAGCCCUAAUGGAGAGCUGCUUGCCUCAGGAGGAGAUGAUGCAGCAAUUCUGCUGUGGAAGCUCAAUGACUCGAAGGAGCCUGAGCAAGCACCUGUGUUUCAGGAGGAUGAAGAUGCUCAGCUCAACAAGGAGAGCUGGUCUGUGGUCAAGACACUUAGGGGACACAUAGAAGAUGUGUAUGACAUCUCCUGGACACGGGAUGGAAACUUCAUGGUGUCUGGGUCUGUCGACAAUACUGCUAUUAUGUGGGACAUCAACAAAGGACAGAAGUUGUGUAUCUUGAAUGACCAUAAGAGCUACGUGCAGGGGGUGACCUGGGAUCCUCUGGGGCAAUAUGUUGCCACUCUCAGCUGUGACAGGGUAAUGCGUGUGUACAGCACUCACACCAAGAAGAAGGCUUUCUGUAUCAGUAAAAUGAGUUCUCUACCACUGGCAGAGGGAGAGGUCAAGCAGUAUAGAAUCUUCCACGAUGACAGUAUGAGGUCGUUCUUCCGACGUCUUUCAUUCACACCGGAUGGGUCUUUCCUGCUUGCCCCAGCUGGAUGUGUGGAGAUUGGAGAAAAUGUCAUAAAUACCACCUACAUCUUUUCCAGGAAGGGCCUCAAGAGGCCUAUCGCCCACUUGCCAUGUCCAACUAAAGCCACGCUGGCUGUGCGUUGCUGCCCUGUCUACUUUGAAUUGAGAACCAAGAAAGGAGAAGAUGGCUCCGUCCAAGCUCUUCCCAACGUAUUCCAGUUGCCGUACCGUAUGGUGUUUGCAGUGGCAUCAGAGGACUCCAUCUUCUUGUAUGACACUCAGCAGACCCUUCCUUUCGGCCUGGUGUCAAACAUUCACUACCACACACUCAGUGAUCUUACAUGGUCUCGUGAUGGUUCCUUCCUGGCGGUGUCCUCCACAGACGGUUACUGUUCCUUCCUGUCCUUCUCUCCUGGAGAGCUGGGCACUCCACUGAAGGAGCCCCCCACAUUGGAGGUCUUUGUCCCAAACAGUGGUGUUGAGAAAAAGGGCAAGAAAUCAUCAGCGGGCAGGACAUCGUCCCCUGUGUCCCAGCCAUCAAGCUCAGCCCCGACUCUCACAUCCCAAACCAGCCUCGGCAAAGAUGCCCCCUCUGUCACCCCCCCAGAGGAGAAGAAGAACACCCCCACUGCCAAGUCUAAAUCUCAGCCCCGUAGGAUCACCCUCAACACCCUAGAGGGUUGGGGGAAGCCCACUUCCACCAAAACCACCGCUCCCUCAGCACCUCAGACCCCAACAUGUGGAAGCACAAGCGCUCCAUCAACUCCCCAACCACAGAUUGCCCCCCUCACCCCCACCAGCUCCUCCAAAUCCCAGCUACGCAUCACCCCCCUCACUCCCUCCACCCCUAAAGUCCUCAACAGUGCUAAUACUGCUGGGCCCACUACUCCUAAGGGGACAACCACCCCAAAGGGGCCUACCCCAAGGAGAGUAUCUUUGACUCCCGUUGCAUCCAGAUCUGCAGCUGCUGGUUCACUCUUCAGGACUCCGUCCUCCACUGAAAAGGCCAAACAUGAACGUCCUUCUCCUCCCACUGAUCCAGUGUGCCAGCCUCCAGAAUCAAAACGGCCCAAGACCAGUGAUCCCCCCGCAAAGACCGGUGUCAGCCAGGACUAGUGUUUACUCAGAACAGUGUGGUGCUACAUCAGAAAACAGAGAAGCUUCAGGACAAAACCACUGAGGCUCCCAAUGGAUUUAAUUCCAGAGUGCAUAGCCGUGUGUUUGGCUUUGAUACGUCUGUGCUUGAUUUAACUAGAUGAAGCUUGAACCUCACGUCAUGUAUUCUGUUAUAAAACAAACAAACUGCAUUGCAGUAGGUGCCCUGGAGAUAAUUCUUUUUUUAGUCAUGUGGGUUUUAUAUUAUAUAUAUCAACUGUAUUAUAAUUUGAUGUGUUUGACAUUUAGGUGCUGUUAUAAAAAGGAAAAUUGUCUUACUUCUUAUUAAGAACAUGUUAUUGUGAAACAACAAACCUGAAGAAAAAGAAAACAUACCCUUUGAGGAUUAGUGCUUUGUGUUUAAUGUGCGUGAUGCCUGCGUGUAAAGCAUCUAAGAGUCAUUUUCUUACUGUCUAAUAAA
This is a messenger RNA of Seriola dumerili (greater amberjack), 2359 nucleotides long. RefSeq names its product chromatin assembly factor 1 subunit B (gene chaf1b). The record is from RefSeq and is a predicted model, not a curated record. The coding region runs from base 46 to 1899 and encodes 617 amino acids. The transcript is spliced from 14 exons. Gene Ontology annotation, cellular component: nucleus; CAF-1 complex. Gene Ontology annotation, biological process: nucleosome assembly; DNA replication-dependent chromatin assembly. Gene Ontology annotation, molecular function: protein binding. NCBI's taxonomy places the organism in Eukaryota, Metazoa, Chordata, Actinopteri, Carangiformes, Carangidae.